AGUCAAUGACGUUUAAGGAAGUACUUGUGAGAAAUGAGUGUGUUGACAGCCGGAGAUAGGACGUACACGAGCUAUGUUGCAGUCUACUAAUUUGAUACAACUUUUGGUUGGAUGUGAUGCACAGAGAAUCGAUAUUCAUUCAGUACCCGUUGUCAAAAAUUCUAGUGACGUAUAUUCUCAGCAGUUUGCCAAAAGAGGCGAUGGACUGGAGGAAAACAGCUCACCGUUUAAUUUCACACCCCGGACAAUUCGUUUAGACAAAGAUGAGGAGUUCUUUGUGGAUGGCGAUGUGCACAGACACUUAUACUUGCAGGAUCUCGUGACACCUCUCACAGAAGAAUCUCCAUCAUUAAACAUUUCAGAAUUCCAGUGUCACAUUGCCGGCUGUAAGCAGCUUUUCGACACUCUUGAGGGAUACGAGCACCACUACAAUUCACUUCAUCGUCAUGUGUGCUCCAGCUGCAAGCGCUCCUUUCCUUCCAACCGUCUGCUGGAUAUACACAUAUUAGAGUGGCACGACUCUCUUUUUAAGGUCAUGGCAGACAGAGAGUGUAUGUAUCAGUGUUUGGUUGAGGGAUGUGGACUGAAAUUCCAAACCAGCAAAAAAAGGAAAGAGCAUCUGAUCACUACUCACAGCUAUCCAUCAGACUUCAGAUUUGACAAACCAAAGAAAAUGAAAAGAGGAACAAAAGAGGAAAAGAUUCCUCAGCAGGAUGAAAAGCGUUUGACAGGGCCUGGUAAUGUAGUUAGUCGACAUGGAGAAUUAGAGAAUUGUGAGUUGAUGGAUUUUUCUCUGACCCAAGAGUCUGAGAGCCAUGAGCUUGCCCUUCCUGAGCGACAAAAGCCACAUUAUACUUAUAAGGUGCCACCAACUAUUUGCUUUGGCCAUGGCUCAGUCAGAGGCUUCAGAGGUGGAAGGAAAAAGAAGUAGAGGAAAGCUUGCAUUUGUUAAAUACUAUAUCUUUUUAUAUGAUCUUACAUUUAUCCAUGUCCAGAAUUAUAUUGGAGGACUAUUUUUUACAGUAAAAAUAAAGCAAAAGCAAAAUUCCAAUGUCAA
Molecule: messenger RNA, 1057 nt
Organism: Ictalurus punctatus (channel catfish)
Lineage: Eukaryota; Metazoa; Chordata; Actinopteri; Siluriformes; Ictaluridae
Gene: znf511
Product: zinc finger protein 511
Exons: 6
Coding region: 74-931 (285 amino acids)
Source: RefSeq, a predicted model, not a curated record